Kluyveromyces lactis is the source of this 621-nucleotide messenger RNA. RefSeq names its product Fzf1p (gene FZF1). Bases 1 to 621 code for a protein of 206 amino acids. Gene Ontology annotation, biological process: regulation of transcription by RNA polymerase II. Gene Ontology annotation, cellular component: nucleus. The transcript has a single exon. Gene Ontology annotation, molecular function: RNA polymerase II cis-regulatory region sequence-specific DNA binding; DNA-binding transcription factor activity, RNA polymerase II-specific. NCBI's taxonomy places the organism in Eukaryota, Fungi, Ascomycota, Saccharomycetes, Saccharomycetales, Saccharomycetaceae. The record is from RefSeq and is a predicted model, not a curated record.
AUGGAGAAAAGACCCAAACGAUACGUCUGUCCCAUAGAAUCAUGUGGUAAGAAAUACUCGAGGCCCUGCUUGCUUCGACAGCACGUAAGGUCUCAUACAAAUGAGAAACCGUUCCAUUGUCCUGAACCUGGAUGUGAUAAAGCGUUUCUAAGGCCCUCACAUCUAAGAGUACAUAUGCUCAGCCAUUCCAAGGUCAAACCAUACAACUGUAGUGUGUGCGGUAAGGGAUUUGCCACUAAACAGCAGUUUCAGAGACAUCAGCAGACGCAUACGCAGAAUCAAGACGACACUUCGACUUACCAAUGUGGAUAUUACGGCUGUCCAUUUAAUGCUCCCUCAAAAGAGGCAUUGAACGAACAUGUAUUAGAACUACACCUUAUCCACGAAAUUCUCGACCAGAACCCACCGUUACAAACCCCUCCACAUUGGGAUAACUUGCAAUGCCAGGAUAGCAGCUGUAGUGGGUAUCCUUCUUUUCAAUCCAGCCUGGAACUACUAGAACACUACGAUGAGUAUCAUAUAUAUAUACCGGAAUCUUUGCUAAAAUACUCGUUCGAAGAAAAUAUAAAUACAUCAUCAUCAGAGUAUUCUGCAGACGGAUUAUACACGGAUCUUGAGUAA